Bipolaris zeicola 26-R-13 is the source of this 603-nucleotide messenger RNA. RefSeq lists its product as uncharacterized. The record is from RefSeq and is a predicted model, not a curated record. Lineage: Eukaryota; Fungi; Ascomycota; Dothideomycetes; Pleosporales; Pleosporaceae. Gene Ontology annotation, biological process: exon-exon junction complex disassembly. Gene Ontology annotation, cellular component: cytoplasm; exon-exon junction complex. Gene Ontology annotation, molecular function: RNA binding. The coding region runs from base 1 to 603 and encodes 200 amino acids. The transcript has a single exon.
AUGCCUUCAGCAGCUACCCCCGCCAUUUCAAAGGCUGGCAUCACAACAUCAGCCACCGGUGAACGUCAUAUUCCGUCCUCUGUUCGUCCAGAUGGCUCCAUACGCAAAGAAAUCCGGGUUCGCCCAGGCUACCGCCCACCCGAGGAUGUUGAACUUUACAAGAACCGUACUGCUGAGGGAUUUCGAAACCGAGGCAAGAGCGGCGUGCCAGGUGCUGAGACCAUCACCAAGGAGGAUGAGACCAAUAAAAUGAGCCCUGCUGCAAAUAAGAAUGCCAAGCGCAGGGAAGCCAGGAAGAAAGCAGCAGCUUCUGCAAGCGACAGCAAGGAAGAGCCGAAGCCUGGUUCUACCGAGAACAAGGACAAGGACGAGGCGAACCCGGAGCCUGGGAAAGUCUUUGAUCCAGAAGCCGAGAAAGAGAAGGAAGCCAAGAAGCUUGCUAAGAAGUUGAGACAGGCUCGCGAGCUCAAAGAUAAGAAGGAGAAGGGCGACAAAUUGCUUCCGGAGCAAUUUGAGAAGGUCAUCAAGAUCAACGAGCUAAUCCGCCAAUUGGACACUCUUGGGUUCGACCCACAGGGAGAGAGGAAGAAGAGCGAGACUUGA